Molecule: messenger RNA, 2295 nt
Organism: Anthostomella pinea
Lineage: Eukaryota; Fungi; Ascomycota; Sordariomycetes; Xylariales; Xylariaceae
Source: the annotation of a GenBank genome assembly
AUGGUCACGACUCGCUCGGGCAUCGCUGCUAAGCCCAAUGGCAAUAGUACCGGCGCCGACCUUGGAAAUGGAAAUGGAAACGGCCAUGCACAGCUAUCGAGGAAACGUACGAGUGACGGCAACCUCAACGCCAACACGAAGCGCCCACGGCUUGGAGAUAAGACGGACCGCACGCGAUGGCGAAUGCUGGACGAGAGAGGCCGACAUACAUGGCACUACCUAGAAGACGACGAAGCCGUCAAGGAGUGGCCGCAAACCACUGCCGACAGGUGGUAUCUCGGACUGGAUACCGGCCUUCCCACCCUCCCGCAAGUCAAGAACCCCCUCGAUUCGGUCCAUAAUGGUCUCUCGUUCUUCGAGAAGCUCCAACUGCCGUCUGGGCAAUGGGGCUGCGAAUAUGGCGGCCCCAUGUUUCUCCUGCCAGGCGUGGUCCUCGCCUGGUACGCGACCAAGACACCCAUCCCUUGGUAUGUCGCCACCGAGAUCAAGAACUACCUGGUCGCGCGCGCCCAUCCCGAACACGGAGGAUGGGGCUUGCAUAUUGAGGGAGAGAGCACCGUCUUCGGGACAUCGCUGAACUACACCGUGCUUCGAAUAGUGGGAGUUGAUCCUGAGCACCCAGUCAUGGUCAAGGCGCGCCAAAGAUUACACAAGCUGGGAGGUGCUACACAUGCGCCACACUGGGCCAAGUUCUGGCUGAGCAUCAUGGGUGUCUGCAAAUGGGAUAUCGUCAAUCCUAUACCCCCUGAGCUGUGGCUCCUACCAGACUGGGUGCCCAUUGCACCGUGGAGAUGGUGGAUUCACAUGCGCGCCGUUUUCUUGCCAAUGAGCUAUAUAUGGGACAAAAGAUGGGUUUGCGAAGAGACUGACCUGAUCCGUGAACUGCGGGAAGAGCUGUUCGUUGAGCCAUGGGAGGAUAUUGAUUGGGCAGGCCAUCGAAACAGUAUUUGUUCGAUCGACAACUUCCACCCCAAAUCCUGGCUUCUCAACACUGUCAACUGGGCACUGGUCAAUGUCUGGAAUCCAUACUUGCGAACCAAGGGUCUUUCGCAGAGGGCCAGCGACUGGGUCAGCAAGCUGACUGAUAUGGAGGACGAGAAUACCGACUACGCAGACCUGGCUCCCGUCAGCGGUGCCAUGAACACCGUGCUCUGUUACAUUCGCGAUGGGCCGGGCGCGUACUCGGUGCGAAGACAUAUUGAGAGGCUCGAGGAUGGUAUGUGGGUCAACCAUGAGGGCAUGUUCAGCAAUGGUACCAACGGAGUGCAAUGUUGGGAUACAGCAUUCUUGAUCCAAGUCGCGACGGACUCUGGACUGGAACAAGACCCUCGCUGGAGGCCAAUGCUGACAAAGGCACUGGAGUUCCUCGAUGACCAACAGAUUCGCGAAAACUGCAAGGGCCAAGACGUCUGCUAUCGUCAACAACGCAAGGGUGCCUGGGCGUUCAGCAACAAAGACCAGGGCUAUGCUGUGUGUGACUGCAUCUCGGAGGCGUUGAAAUCAGUUAUUAUGCUGCAGAAGACGCCCGGAUACCCCCAACUUCUAGAGGACCAGCGCAUCUUCGAUGCCGUUGACACUCUUCUGACCUACCAGAACAAGUCAGGCGCUUGUUCCUCAUACGAGCCCACACGUGGAAGUGAGUCGCUGGAGAUGCUCAAUGCGGCUGAAGUGUUUGGGAAGAUCAUGGUCGAAUAUGAUUAUGUCGAGUGCACAACAGCUGUCAUUACCGCCCUCUCCCUCUUCAAGAAACACUGGCCCGAAUAUAGGGCCGAUGAGAUCGACGCCUUCGUUGGGCGAUCCUUACGAUGGAUCAAGUCGUGUCAACGUCCAGAUGGUGCGUGGUACGGCAAUUGGGCCAUCUGUUUUACGUAUGCCACAAUGUUUGCGUUGGAGAGCCUGAGAAGCAUCGGUGAGACGUAUAGCAACAGCUCACAUGCGAAAAAGGCUUGCGACUUUCUGAUUUCCAAGCAGAGAGAAGAUGGAGGAUGGUCCGAAAGCUACCGUUCUUGCGAGCAAAUGGCCUAUACGGAGCAUCCACAUGGUUCUCAGGUUGUCAUGACGGCUUGGGCCCUGAUCGGCUUGAUGAAAGCCGACUACCCAGACAUUGAGGCCUUGAAGAAAGGUAUCAAACUCAUCAUGGAUCGGCAACAGCCAAAUGGUGAAUGGAAACAAGAAGCCAUUGAAGGCGUGUUCAACAAGAGCUGCAUGAUCUCGUACCCCAACUACAAGUUCACAUUCACGAUGAAAGCUCUGGGAAUGUUUGCAAAGAAGUACCCCAACGAGCCAGUAGUAUAA